AUGGGCACCUCACGGGCUCUGCUGUUCUUCCUGCUGCUGGCCUCGAGAGUAAGGGUCCUCGCCUUCAAAGCCUCUUCAGGAGUUCAGAGAACCAAUCUCUCCUCGGACUCAGAAAGCUCUUCCCAGGGCCCGGGUUUGAAAGUUCCCUCCAUCAAACCCCCCAGCUGGAAAUUUCCAGAUCAGUCUCCAGGUUCAAAAGCUGAUAUCCCUCAUUCUGAAUGGUCUCCUGAGGUGCUGAAUUUGAAGGAUGUGCCCGGGUCCUUCGAGUCUAGUGUUUCUGCUGAGAGCGAAAAGCUGAACCCGGACCCCUUCUCUGGAAUCCCUGGUUCCAAAGUAGUUCCUCAUACCUCGGGUUCUCAAGUUCCCGCCCCAAACCCGGAGGCUUCCUCCUCUGUUAAGACCCCAGCUUCCAACAGGCAAGUCCCCAAUACUAACGUCUCUGUGGAGACCCCAGUUUCAAAAUUCUCCCCUGAGGAUGAGGAUCUUAAAUUCUCUGCCCAGAGCCUGGAUUCCAAAGUUCCCUCAGAGGCCCCCUCGGGGUCAAGCUUAUCCCGACAAGUGGGGGGCCCUCUUGCAGUGCUGGUGGGGACCACAAUCCAGCUCCCUCUGCUUCCAGUUCCUGGCCUUGGUACCCCUUCCCCUCUGCUGGUUUGGCGCCAAGGUUCCAAGGUGCUGGCAGCUGGGGGCCUGGGACCAGGGGCCCCUCUGAUCAGCCUGGACCCCACGUACCAAGACCGCCUACAACUUAACCAGACCCAAGGGAGUCUGGAACUCUCCGCUGCCCAGCUAGAGGAUGCUGGGGUCUACACAGCUGAGGUCAUCCGGGCCGGGAUCUCCCGGCAGAUUUGGGAGUUCAUUGUGCGUGUAUAUGAGCCCGUGUCCAACGUGUCGGUGAAGCCUGAGGCCCCGGAGACCGAGGAGGGGGCGGCGGAGCUCCGGCUGCGCUGUGUGGGGUGGAGGCCGGGUCGCGGGGAGCUGAGCUGGACCCAGGACGGGCGCGUCCUGGAGGCAGCGGACACUGCGGGAGUGGAGCCACCCCGGAUCCGCGUAGAGGGCGACCAGCUGCUCAUCGCGCGCCCUACGCGCAGCGACCACGCCCGGUACACCUGCCGCGUCCACAGCCCCUUCGGCCACGCGGAGGCCGCGACCAACGUCAGUGUUUUCUACGGCCCGGAUAUGCCGGUCAUAGUCUCCUCCGACCGCGACGCCGACCCCGCCCUCUUUGUCACCACGGGCAGCAACGUGACCCUGCGCUGCACCGCCGCCUCGCGGCCACCGGCCGACAUCACAUGGAGCCUGGCCGACCCGGCCGCGGCCGCGGUGCCCGCCGGCCCGCGCCUCCUUCUGCCCUCGGUCCGACCCGGCCACGGCGGCGCCUACGCCUGUCUCGCUGCGAACCCGCGCACCGGCCACCGCCGCCGCUCGCUGCUCAGACUCCUUGUGGCGGAUCUGCCCCCCGGGUCCCCACAGUGCUCAGUCGAAGGGGUUCUUGGGGAUCGCGUCCUCCGCUUCCGCUGCUCGUGGCCCGGCGGGGUCCCUGCCGCCUCCCUGCAGUUCCAGGGUCUCCCCAAAGGCGUCCAGGCGGGACCGGUGUCCUCGGUGCUCCUGGAGGCUGUCCCCGCCCACCCCCGGCUCAGCGGCGUCCCCGUCACCUGCCUUGCUCGCCACAUGAUGACCACGCGCACCUGCACUGUCACCCCGGAGGCCCCUCGAGAGGUGCUGUUGCAUCCGAUGGUCAAGGAGACACGGUCAGGGAAGGUGGAGGUGGCGCUGCAGGCCUCUGGCUGUGCCCCCCCUUCUCGAGCAUCUUGGUCCCGGGAAGGGCGGACCCUGGCCUCCAGAGGCGGGCGCCUGCGGCUCAGCCAGGAUGGGCUGAGGCUCCUGAUCAGCAACUUCAGCCUGAACUGGGACUUGGGAAAUUACUCCGUUCUGUGCAGUGGGGCGCUGGGUGCUGGGGCCGACGAGAUCACCCUCACUGGACCUUCUAUCUCCUCAUGGAGGCUGCAGAGCACCCGGGAUGCAGCAGUGCUGACUUGGGAUGUGGAGCGAGGGGCCCUGAUUAGCAGUUUCCAGAUCCAGGCACAGGAGAGUCCUGACCUGAGCAGAGCCACCGCGUCCAAGGACUGGAUCUCCCUGCUCACCCUCGGACCUCGGGAUCGCUCAGCUGUGGUGCCCCUCCUUCCUCAGAAGCCCCAGGUCUGGGUCUUUCGUAUCGUGCCCACGCUGGGGCUCCAGCCAGGGACCCCAUCCGAAAGCCAGGUCUACCGUGCCGGCCCCAUCCUGGGCCCCGGGGCCAUUGCUGGCAUCGUCCUGGGCUCCUUACUGGGCCUGGCACUCCUGGCAGCACUUCUCAUCCUGUGUAUCUGCUAUCUGUGCCACUUUCAAGGAGAGACUCCUAACAGAAAGAAGCAUACUCCCAGUUUGACCCCUGUUUCACCCUAGGAAAAGAAGAUGCAGAGCGUGACCCCAGAGCAGACCCCACAGCCUCUGCCCCUCGAAGUUCCUCCGGAGGACCCUAGCCCAACCAGGGCCCACCCAGCCUCUGGUCCCAGCACAGUCAACUUUCCACGUGGGGACCCCAAGAUUGCUCGGGCAGCCACGCAGGCAGCUGGCCGGCUGACAGCAGGGAGGCCCAGAGCCAAGAUGGAGAUCGUGCACCUGCUCACAGAGGCUGAGUGA
Lipotes vexillifer (Yangtze River dolphin) is the source of this 2679-nucleotide messenger RNA. RefSeq names its product V-set and immunoglobulin domain containing 10 like (gene VSIG10L). Lineage: Eukaryota; Metazoa; Chordata; Mammalia; Artiodactyla; Lipotidae. The record is from RefSeq and is a predicted model, not a curated record.